GUUCACAGCGCCACCUGCUGGAACAUUCUGGAUUAGGGAUGAAUGCAGCCCAGUGUGAUGUUCUUGUUCUCCAGCCGUAUACCGAUGCAGUUCCCGUGUUCAUCACGUAGCUCCAUCAUUGAGUUUGGCCAAAAAUCCCCCUUCAAGCCGGCCCAGGUUUCCCAUUGCACUGAACAAUGUUUGAAACCGCUCCGUCACAGGAGUCAGCAGGGUGAAAUACCUUGAAAUAAUCAUGACUUUUUAGACCUCCUGAUAACACCUUAAAUGGAUUCAGCAGAGGUUCGACUGUGCUCUUCCAGAAAACCUCCACACAAUCAUCUUCCUGCUGGCUCACAGUCUUGUGGGGAUGGACAGACAGAAAUUUGUACAGCUUCAGGUGGAGGGACAUCAGGCUCUGUGGUACAUGUCGCACCUGUGGACCUUCAGAAUAUAAAAAAAGAAGAACCUGGAGAUGAUGACUACCUCUUUGGAAUUUCAGGUAAUGGACCAUCAUGCUCUGUGGGAAAUAUCGCACUUGUUGACCAACAGAAACAUAUAAAACAGGAAGAGCCUGAAGAUGAAGACUACCUCAGUGGAGAGACAUCAAGCUCUAUGAAGCAUGUGGCCCAACAGAAGAAACGAUUUAAAAGGAAGAAUUUAAAAAAGACAGAAGAGUCUGAAGAUGAUUACCUCAGUGAAAUGGAAAUGAAUGAUACCAAGGUACAAGUCUUCUCCUGCUCCUUGUGUUCUGUUUCCUAUACAUCUCAAAUUUACCUCCAUGUACACAUCAGAAAAUGCCACCUAGAGGAAUAUGAGAGACUGCUACAAUCAGGGGAAAUAAAAUCUCAGAACUGUAUGCACACAAGAAGCUCCAGUAUUCAGGUACUCCGUGGUACUCUCCACAUUAACGCAUCCAACCAGCAAGAGCAGAAAGAAGUCUAUGCCUGCUCACAGUGUGGAAAGAGUUUUACUGACCAGAAAAAUCUCCUACGACACCAAGACAUUCAUUCAGGAGAGAAGCCUCACCACUGCAAGGAGUGCGGGAACAGUUUUACUCACCAAAGUGCUCUUCGAGUACAUCAGCGUAUUCACACAGGAAAGAGGCCGUAUCACUGCUCACAGUGUGGCAAGACUUUUAUUCAUCAGUGUUCUCUUCAAACACACCAGCGUAUUCACACCGGAGAGAAGCCGUAUCAGUGCUCACACUGUGGCAAAACGUUUACUGGAAAAACUCCUCUUCGAAUACACCAGCGCAUUCACACAGGAGAGAAGCCGUAUCUGUGCUCACAAUGCGGGAAGGGUUUUACCAUUCUCAGUAAUCUCCAAAGACACCAUCGCGUUCACACGGGUGUAAAGCCGUAUCACUGCUCAGAGUGUGGGAAGACUUUUAUUCAAGAGUGUGAUCUCCAAAACCACCAGCGCAUUCACACUGGAGAAAAGCCGUAUCACUGCUCAGAGUGUGGGAAGAGCUUCAUUCAAUACAGUAAUCUACAGCAACAUCAGCGAAUUCACACAGGGGAAAAGCCGUAUCAAUGCUCAGAGUGUGGGAAGAGCUUUUUCCGACAGAGUAAUCUCAUACGACAUCGGCGCACUCACAUAGCGCAGAAACCAAUUCAGUGCUUACAGUGUGGACGGAGAUUUACCUAUUCGGGUGCAUUUAACCUACACAAGUGUCCCAACAAGGAGCCACCGGCUUGUGAUUCGUCCACUAAUCGUAGGGUUGGCGGUUCGAUUCCCGGCCCACAUGACUCCACAUGCCGAAGUGUCCAUGGGCAAGACACUGAACCCCAAGUUGCUCCUGAUGGCAAGUUAGCGCCUUGCAUGGCAGCUCUGCAACCAUUGUGUAUGAGUGUGUGUGAAUGGGUGAAUGAGACACAGUCAAAUGGGCUUUGGAUAAAAGUGCUAUAUAAGUGCGCCAUUAUUUAUUUUUAUUUUUUAUCCCAGGAACACUAUGUACACACAUGUUCACAAACUCAUUCAAACCUAGGUGAAGCAACGCCAGGCUCUGUGGGACCCAUCACACCUGUGGAUGAACAGAUAUAUAUAAAAAAGGAAGAACCUGAGGAUGAAGACUAUCUCUGUGGAGAAACGUCAGGCUGUGUGGAAAAUGAAGACCAACAGAGAGGAUUUCAGAGCCUGCAUGUAAAAGAGGAAGAAUCUAAAGAUGAAGACUACAUCUGUACAACGACAGUCUUAGAAUUGAAUGAUGCACAGUUACAAGUCUUCACUUGCUCCUUGUGUUCAUUUUCCUAUACAUCUCAAAUUUACCUCUACAAACACAUCAGAAGAUACCACUGUCAGGAAUAUGAGAGACUGCUACGAUCAGGAGAAAUUAAAUCUGAGAACCUGACGCCCACAAGAAGCUCCAGUAAUCAGCAAACAAUCUUUGAUACUCUCAACAGUAAGAUAUCUAAUCAAGUGCAGAAAGAAGUCUAUCCCUGCUCACUGUGCGGGAAAGGUUUUACUGACCGGAGUAAUCUCAGACGACACCAGCGCAUUCACACAGGAGAGAAGCCGCAUCACUGCUCACAGUGUGGGAAGAGCUUUAUUCAUCGGCAAGGACUCAAAUCACACCAGCUUGUUCACACAGGAGAGAAGCCGCAUCAGUGCUUACAGUGUGGGAAGAGUUUUUCUAGACAGGGUGAUCUCCGAAUACACCAACGCAUUCAUACAGGAGAGAAACCGUAUCACUGCUCACAGUGUGGGAAGAAUUUUAAACGACAAAAUAACCUCAAAACUCACCAGGUCAUUCACAAUGGAGUAAAACCAUAUUAUUGCUCAGAGUGUGGGAUGAGUUUUCAUCAACACAGUCAUCUCCAGACACACCAGCGCAUUCACACAGGAGAAAAGCCAUAUCAGUGCUUGCAGUGUGGGAAGUGUUUUAAUCGACAUAGUUAUCUCCAGGCACACCAGCGUGUUCACACAAAACAGAAAGCAGGUCAUUGUUUGGACUGUGGGAAGAGUUUUAUUCAAAUGAAUGAGCUCCAAGUACACCAGUGCAUUCAAACAGGAGAAAACCUGUAUCGUUGUUCACAGUGUGGAAAGAGUUUUAUUCAUCAAACUGAUCUCCAACAGCACCAAUGUGCUCAUACAGGCAAGCCGUAUCACUGCUCACAGUGAAUGUUAUUUUAAAUUUGUGUCAAGCCAUCUAACAUUCAUUUUUUACUUGAAAUGGAUUUUUAAACUGAACUUAAAUUUUGUGGUUUGCAAAAGAGCAAUCCAAAAUCUGAAAUAACAUUUUAAAGGGUGUGACUCUUUGGGAACACUUGAAAUUAACAAUGAAAAAACAUUCAUUCUCUAGCUUCUAUUCAGUCACAGGACUUGUAGAAACUUGUAGUCAUUGAGACAGCGAUGAACUCCAGUUUAUAGCAGAAUAUUCUUGAGACAAAUGUGAGGCCAUCUGUCCAGCAGCUUAAGCUAUGCUGAAAUUGGGUCAUGCAGCAGGACAAUAAUCCAAACCACACCAUCAAAUCAACAUCUGACUGGCUAAAAAAAGGAAAAAUCAAUGUGUUGGAAUGGCCAAGUCAAAGUCCAGACCUGAAGCAAUGUUGUAAAUAAGAGUGGGCUAAGAUUUCUCCAAAGAGAUGUGAGAGACUGAGAGACUCUUACAGAAAAUGUUUAAUUCAAGUUACUGUUGCUAAAAGUGGUUCUACGUGUUACUGAAUUAUGGGAUGCACUUAUUUUUUUCCUCCUGGUUUCUGAAUGUUGAUUUACUUUUUGAAAAACAAAAGACUUUGUUGUCACCUGAGGUUAUCUGUUUGUUUAUAGAAGUUGUUGAGGACCACAAAAUUGUUAUUUAGGCCCUAAUAAAUAAAAACAUAGAUUCAGAUCUUCUCCCCCGAUUGUAUACAGUGGGGUCUAAUAGUCUGAGAGCACUAGUGAAAAUGUUCUAUUCUGCAUACUUUUCUAAUUUAAUAUAACAGAUUCCAUUACAAGUUAUAUUGAGUGAAAAGUUAACUUGAGUGAAAUGUAGAAUCUUUUACAUAUUUACAUGAAUUUCUGAGUUUCUUAAUAUUUUUGCUUUAAUGAUGGUGUGCACUCGACCUGCAUGGACUCCAAACAUUUGUGGUAAAACCUUAUGAUCCAUUUUAUAUCAAAUCCAUUGGAGUAUUGUGUGAUGCUUCAAUAGAACAGAUUAGGCAGGAGGAAAAUCUGACCUGCACAAAGCAGUUAACAUGGUCAAUAUCACACAAUUUGCUUAUAUUUAAAUAGGGACAAAGACAUUGUGGAGAAUCUUGAAUAUGAAAUAUUCAAGAUAUUGCACAGUUAUUUUCUUUGUUUUAAAUAUUUCAAAAUUUGAAACUUCUUUAUUUAAAAUUUUAAAUGGAAAAUAAAGGUUUUCAAUGUGGUCUCAGA
Molecule: messenger RNA, 4335 nt
Organism: Ictalurus punctatus (channel catfish)
Lineage: Eukaryota; Metazoa; Chordata; Actinopteri; Siluriformes; Ictaluridae
Product: zinc finger protein 571
Exons: 11
Coding region: 265-3099 (944 amino acids)
Biological process (GO): negative regulation of transcription by RNA polymerase II; regulation of immune system process; regulation of cytokine production
Source: RefSeq, a predicted model, not a curated record